This is a messenger RNA of Lacerta agilis (Sand lizard), 793 nucleotides long. RefSeq names its product leukotriene C4 synthase (gene LTC4S). The transcript has 5 exons. Gene Ontology annotation, molecular function: glutathione peroxidase activity; glutathione transferase activity; leukotriene-C4 synthase activity. Gene Ontology annotation, biological process: leukotriene biosynthetic process. The coding region runs from base 260 to 682 and encodes 140 amino acids. NCBI's taxonomy places the organism in Eukaryota, Metazoa, Chordata, Lepidosauria, Squamata, Lacertidae. Gene Ontology annotation, cellular component: endoplasmic reticulum; membrane; nuclear envelope. The record is from RefSeq and is a predicted model, not a curated record.
UCUUAACAAUAGACUAUUGAAUAGGUAAAUGAAGCUCAGACUGUUUCAACAGUACCACUGUUGACGGGAUCCAGUCAUAAACAUCCAGCAGGCAGUGAGUUAACUAACCAGCCCUUUGGAAGAGGAAAUGGAGGGUUGUGCUGUCUGAUUAUAUUGACAGCUACUGUGGGCAUAUAUUAAAGAGCAAAAAAGUCAUAGCUUCAAAGUCUGUGUAGCUUUGUAGCUGUCUCGCUUUUGUCUCGCAGUUUCAAGAUCCAGCAUGCUGCAUCAGAUAGCCUUGCUGGCCACUGUUACUGUCCUGGGAGUCUUGGAACAAGCCUAUUUUGCCAUGCAGGUGAUCUACGUUCGGCGGAAGUGCAAAGUCUCUCCUCCUGUGACUUCAGGUCCUCCAGAAUUUGAAAGGAUCUUUAGAGCUCAAGCAAAUUGCACCGAAUACUUCCCAAUAUUUCUUUCCCUCUUGUGGGUGGCUGGAGUCUUUUCCCAUCAAGUUUUGGCUGCCUGCUGUGGGGUUCUUUAUCUGAUUGCUCGCUAUCAGUACUUUAGUGGAUAUGCACGAUGUGCUCAAGGAAGACUCGCACCCUUGUACCUCAGUGCUGGAGUUCUUUUCAUUCUUAUUGGCUUGUCUGUGACAGGGCUCCUUAUCUAUUUUGUGCCACACCCAUGUUUUUUAUUCCCGAAGUAAGCUUCUGAGUCAGCGUCUAGUGCCCUUCUGCUGGUAAAUUAUCCUGCUUAUGACACCAUAGGUUUCAAUUUUCAUUCCAACAUUCAUUUCAUUUCUUUAAAUUAAAAUGAU